Molecule: messenger RNA, 885 nt
Organism: Fonsecaea nubica
Lineage: Eukaryota; Fungi; Ascomycota; Eurotiomycetes; Chaetothyriales; Herpotrichiellaceae
Exons: 3
Coding region: 1-885 (294 amino acids)
Source: RefSeq, a predicted model, not a curated record
AUGGCGUCGACUGAACAAUUACACAUCUCCAACCUCUUCUCGCUGGAAGGCCAUGUCUGUCUUAUCACAGGUGGAGGAACUGGCAUCGGACUCAUGGCUGCCCAGGCAUUGUCAGCAAACGGAGCCAAAGUGUAUAUCACCGGACGAAGAAAGGAAGUACUCGACAAUGCUGCCCGCUCGCACAAUCCAGAGUCAUCCAACACAUCCCUGAACGGACAGAUAAUACCUAUUGGACCUUGCGAUGUGACGUCCAAGGAUUCUCUAGAGAAGUUGACUGCUGAGCUGGAAUCCAAAGAGAAAUACCUGUCCCUGGUCAUUGCUGCUGCAGGUGUUUCUGGCCCCAAGGGAUACCCCGACACGAGUGAUGCCAAGCAGAUGAAAGACAACCUGUGGCAAGAACAGAUUGAGGAGUGGAAAGCAACCUAUAACACCAACGUUAUCAGUGUGUUCUUCUCAGUGGUGUCGUUUUUGCCUCUGCUCCAACGUGCACCGCGCCAUCUCGAUGCAAGCGUCAUCGUCAUCUCUAGCAUGUCCGGUCUGAUGCGUCAUUCCCAAGCACAUUUUUCAUACAACGCGGCGAAGGCAGCCACGGCGCACCUAUCUAGGAUGAUGUCAAAGGAAUUCGCGAAGACCGGUGUCCGAGUGAACAGCAUCGCCCCGGGUUACUUCCCGUCGGAAAUGACAAUGAAAGAGUCCGACGAGCGAAACAAGGCCCACAUGCCGGCCGAAAAGGUCAAGGACAAAGGCCAUGAGGUACCUGCGGGACGGGCGGGCAGCGACGAGGAGAUGGCCAUGGGGGUCAUCUUUCUGACGAAAUGCGGAUAUGUGAAUGGAGAGGUGUUGAAGCUGGAUGGAGGUGUUAUGAAUGAAGUCGGAGGUGGUUGA